CAUGAUACUAUUAUUUAAAAUUGUUGUUAUCGUGGCGCGUUUACCAAAUUAGUAAAACCCAAUUGGACUAGAAGUGUCUUGAAUCUUAAGUUAAGGUGUCUUUAGUCGUAAGGUCUGAGAUUCAAUCAAGAUGAGUUAUACAAAUCUGUAUUCGUAUACGGUGGAUGGCUGUCAGAGGGUAAGUUAUUGUCGGACACCCUCGCUAGGGGUUGGACUAUCGGGACGAUAUCGGGAGAGCAGCAACGAUAGAGAUAAUUCAGGGACUGGAGAUGGUUUGAUCAUCUGCAAGAAUCUAAUAAUUGGCUGCAAACCGGAGACAACCGAUGACUUCAGGCCCUUCAUCUUUGAGCCAACAUGGUGUGUUUAUAUACGGGCACAGGACAAUGUGGAUAUGGGGCAUUAUGUGAAGCGUGUCACCUUUCGAAUGUCGCCGCGCCUUCCCCUCCGGCUGCAUGUGGCCGAUGCCUCGCCCUUUGAAAUAACCGAGGUGCUGAGCACGGACUUUCCCGUGGAACUGCAAGUCGAUUAUCUGGACAGUUCGAUGUCCUCCACCACAUAUGUGUAUAAGCCGAACGAUGUCUUCGAUGGCAAAUACAAUGUGGAGUUGCGCAUGAAUUUCCAAGGACACGAGCGCAAGGACAAAAUGUUUUUCAUGAAUCCCCCGAUAACAAUGCAGUUGAGUCUCAAUACGACGACGCCAAUGCCAACUGCGAGACCCAAAGCGAUGAACAUGUUUACCAUGUCCACAGCAAUGCCUUCAACUCCGACGACGAUGAUGAGUGGAUUGCCUGAACCUGUGAAGAGUUCCCGGCAACAGCAACAACAACAGCAGCAGCCUUCUAAACUGAAAUCGGAUGAGCUGGACCUGAAUCCCUACAAGCUGCCAACGGCUCCAAGGCCCAUCUUCAAUGUUAGACUCUCGGCGCUGUCGGAAGUCAGUCCCGACAGGCCACAGUCUCAAUCCCAAUCGCCAUCUCAAAAUUAAGUGUACAUUUCUAUCACGCAUGCUGAAUUUGCUGCACAGUUUUGCAGUCACUGUCGCUGUCACUGUCAUUCGUUUCAUAGGCGCCGCCCAUCGAUGUUGCUACCGGGUUGGCUUUCAAUUGCUGCCGUCUCUCCUGCUCUCCUGCUGCUGACUCUGCAUCUUUUUGUC
This is a messenger RNA of Drosophila innubila, 1153 nucleotides long. RefSeq lists its product as uncharacterized. The record is from RefSeq and is a predicted model, not a curated record. The transcript has 2 exons. Gene Ontology annotation, biological process: regulation of DNA-templated transcription. NCBI's taxonomy places the organism in Eukaryota, Metazoa, Arthropoda, Insecta, Diptera, Drosophilidae. Bases 131 to 985 code for a protein of 284 amino acids.